UUACUCAAUAUGUGCUUCAGAUUUCAAAUUUGACUUCCCUGGAAAUUAAAUAAUUCAAAAUUCAAAUUUCAGUUAAACGAUAACCAUUUUCGCGGCCGAAGUUAUCGAUAUCGAGCUCAAUUUUGCGCAAACACUGCUCACCAUGCGCCUUUCGCUCUCUUAACGCUCACGUUUGUUUUGGUUACCGUCAUCUUGCACUGCAGCCCUAGUCAUUUUAUUUCAUAUGAGAAACGUAAAUAUUGUUGGUCAAAAAGAAACUGCAAUAAAACAUUUAUUAAUAGUGCGCAGCGAUUGCACAAUAAAUGGAUAGGUUAAAGGAAACGCUGGGGCGACGUCAACUCGCCGAUGAGCUGAAGCAAAAACAGGCCAUAACGGAUCAGCUGCUGCAGCGCAUUCUCUACUCGAAACGGCUGCUGGUGGAUCAUGUGGAGGCACUUGAACAAUGCAUGCAACAACAACAACUAGCAACUGCAACAAGCGGCGGCAAGCUUCAGUUGUUGACCACAAGGAAUGCUUGCAUUGUCCUUGGCAGCACAGUCUUGGAGCAUCUGAUAAUGCCACGAGGCUGGCGUUUGAUGCUGCUGCCAACUGUGCUGCUAAGCGGCACCUUUGGCGCAUUGUAUGCCGUUAAAAAUGUGUUUGUGUGUCGCAAUAAGAUGGUAGAACGCAAGCUGGAGGAGUUGAUUAAGACCAUCGAUGAGUUUGGCAACUGCAUUCGACGCAAUAUGACUUACUUUCAGGAGAUUAUCAUCAUGAAGCAAGCGGAGCUUAUAGAAUCGCGUCAAAUUGAACGCGCCUGGGAUUGCAUCACGGCGGCCAAAGAGGUGACGGAGAUACUCUACGAUGCCACGCGCAAGCUGGAAGUGGACUAUCCGCUUCACGCCAAGUUUGGCGCUUUUUAUGCGCCCAUGGAGGAGCUGCGCGAGUGCGAAUACUUUAAGAACAAUGUCACCGAUUACAGCCCCAAGCACAUAAAGGACUUUCACAACAUAUUUGCCUAUGUGCAGUCGCAGUAUUUGCUGCGGUUGGCGCUGUCCAUCAUGACGUUGCCCUCGAUCUCGCAGCUGAGCUACGAUCUGGUCAAGAUCGACAAUCAAGUACGACAGCUGGUGCAGGAAGAGGAGCAGCAUUUCAGGAAUCUAGGUCUGACCAUGCAAAACAAGAAGCAACUGGAACUGGAUCAGUUGCAUGCCGCCAAGGCGCAACAGCAGCAAAGCGGACCAAUUCCCCUGUUGCAACAUUCAUCGCUCAAGCUCAGCGCCUGCAUGGUGGCAGUGGCUGGCGAAUGCCAGGCCUUGGAUGUCACGCUGCAGCAGCUGACGGCGACGGAGGCGGCGAACAAGAACAAUGCCAAGCAACUGGUGGCCGUGGCCAACAAUAUGCGUGGCAUUGAGAAUGCGUUGGCCGUGUGCUGUGAUGAUUUCCAACGUCUGAUGCUUGUGUACAACAAGUUUCUGCACAGCAAACUGGACUUGGACGUGGAGACCCCGCGGCCAAGCAGUCAACCUGGAGCCAAGGACGAAGAGUUCCCCGAAAGCAUAUUGCGCGUGGAGUUUUCCCAGCAUCCCAAUGAGCCGCAGAAAUGCGACGACUUCUAUGCCUACAUGUACGAUGAGCACGAGGCGCAACCCUAUGAGGACGAACAACAGGCACCGUAUCCCACGCCCGAGAAGGAACUGCUUAACUUUGAGAAGCGCAUCACGAAGGGCAAAUUCAAGCCAGUGCUGCGGCAGCUCAAGGAUCGCAUUGAUCCCAUUCGUCAGGUGAUGCUGGAGCGAGAGCGUGAAGUGCUCACUGCCAAGGGCAUCAAUGUGGACGAACUCUUUGGCAAAAUGGAGGAAGUUGAACAGGAGCAGCAACUGCAGCAGCAGGAUAAUCGCCUAACUGAGGCAACAAGACAAAGCGACUAUGAUGGCUCUGAAGAUUCAGAGUCGGACUCGGCUGACGAGCUUUACAAGCGACGCAGCAAACAAAACAAAGAUCGCGACAAUUUUGCCGAAAUGCGACAAUUCUUGGCACAAAAACAGGCUGUGAAUCUAUUCAAUUUGGAUGGUGGCCAGAUGCCAAGACCCCUGCCGCCGUUGCCAGCUGCAAAUGAAGAGGUGCUGGAAAGCGAAUGCUAGACAUAUUCACCCACAACAACAACAACAACAACUCACAACAAUUACUCAUAUUAUCUCCUCUGCCUUUGGUUUUUAUCUAGAAAUAUUUUAUGCGAUAAGAGUCGAAACAGCUGCAAGCAGCGAUUCGCACAUCGCGACUUCUCCUCGACAAAAAUUUGUCAUCAAGUUUGUUCUGUUUUCUCCUUGGUUUGCGUUGCGAUCUUUUGCUGUACAAACAAAAAGAGCCUAGCAAAAUUAUUAAACUCAUACACGGAA
This is a messenger RNA of Drosophila albomicans, 2378 nucleotides long. RefSeq lists its product as uncharacterized. The coding region runs from base 303 to 2123 and encodes 606 amino acids. The record is from RefSeq and is a predicted model, not a curated record. The transcript is spliced from 6 exons. Lineage: Eukaryota; Metazoa; Arthropoda; Insecta; Diptera; Drosophilidae.